CGCCGCCCGCCCUGCCCCGCGCCCCCGACGCCCCGCCGCGCCCGCCCCCGGCCACCCCCCGGGCUCGUGGCGCCUCUCGGACCCCCGAGGACGCGCCGGGGGCGCCGGGCAGUGCGGGGACGGCGCGGAGCGGGGUUGGUCGGCGCGGGCAUCUCCCCCCCGCCACGGCCUGACCAGUGGAAGGCGCCGGCAGCUGAGGUUCCGAGUGGCCUCGGCGGUGGGCUGUGCCGGAGUCUCCUCCCUUUGGCCGGCCGCAGGUUGGUGGCGGGAGCGGGGGACAGCUGAGAGCGCGGGGAGGGGGCGCUCUGCGCGGGGCCAUGGCCGAACCCAGAAGCCGGGAGCCCGAGACUGGGGCCUGCAGCCCCAGUGUCGCCGCCGCCAUGGCCUCGCAGCAGCUCUUCCGCGCGCUCGUGUCGGCGCAGUGGGUGGCCGAAGCGCUCCGGGCCCCGCGGGCCGGGCAGCCCCUGCAGCUGCUUGACGCCUCCUGGUACCUGCCCAAGCUGGGCCGCGACGCGCACCGCGAGUUCGAGGAGCGCCACAUCCCUGGCGCCGCCUUCUUUGACAUCGACCAGUGCAGCGACCGCACGUCGCCCUACGACCACAUGCUGCCCAGGGCUGCGCACUUCGCCGAGUACGCGGGCCGCCUGGGCGUGAGCGCCUCUACCCACGUCGUGGUCUACGACGCCAGCGAUCAGGGCCUCUACGCAGCGCCGCGCGUCUGGUGGAUGUUCCGCGCCUUCGGCCACCGCACCGUGUCGCUUCUCGACGGCGGCCUCCGCAACUGGUUGCGCCAGGGCCUCCCGCUGAGCGCGGGCAAGAGCCGCCCGGAGCCCGCAGAGUUCCACGCGGUGCUGGACCCCGCCUACGUCAAGGCGUACGAGGACAUCAAGGAGAACCUCGAAUCCCGGCGCUUCCAGGUGGUGGAUGCCCGCGCCGCUGGCCGCUUCCGGGGCACCGAGCCCGAGCCCCGAGAAGGCAUCGAACCCGGCCACAUCCCCGGCACUAUCAACAUCCCCUUCACGGAAUUCCUGACCAAGGAGGGCUUGGAGAAGAGCCCCGAGGAGAUCCGCCUCCUCUUCCAGGACAAGAAGGUGGACCUGUCCCAGCCCCUGGUGGCCACGUGCGGCUCCGGCGUCACAGCCUGUCAUGUGGCACUGGGGGCCUACCUCUGCGGCAAGCCCGAUGUGCCCCUCUAUGACGGCUCCUGGGUGGAGUGGUACAUGCGCGCCCAGCCCGAAGACGUCAUCUCCGAGGGCCGGGGCAAGACCCACUGAGGCGUGGCGGGACACAGGAAGCUCGGGUGACACCCAGCCGCCAGCAGUGCCCAGCCUGGUGGUUCUGACUCUGCUUUGACCAGUAUAGGGUUUCUUCCUCCAACCCAGGUGGCGCUUAGGGUGACAUCCCAGAGGCCAGCAAUUCCGCUGCCUCGCGGGCUCUCAGUGGAGGCGGCAGAGAAGGUGGUGGCGGGAGCAGGGGGAGGGGAGCUGCCCACGUGGUGCCGAGCUGGAGCCCCACCUCCCCUCUGUUGAGAAAUAAAACAGUCAAGUGCUAAAUCCUUCUAA
This is a messenger RNA of Balaenoptera acutorostrata (minke whale), 1562 nucleotides long. RefSeq names its product mercaptopyruvate sulfurtransferase (gene MPST). Gene Ontology annotation, cellular component: mitochondrion. The transcript has 3 exons. NCBI's taxonomy places the organism in Eukaryota, Metazoa, Chordata, Mammalia, Artiodactyla, Balaenopteridae. Gene Ontology annotation, biological process: transsulfuration. Gene Ontology annotation, molecular function: thiosulfate-cyanide sulfurtransferase activity. Bases 318 to 1274 code for a protein of 318 amino acids. The record is from RefSeq and is a predicted model, not a curated record.